Messenger RNA from Emiliania huxleyi CCMP1516, 3042 nucleotides. RefSeq lists its product as hypothetical. The coding region runs from base 8 to 2998 and encodes 996 amino acids. NCBI's taxonomy places the organism in Eukaryota, Haptophyta, Isochrysidales, Noelaerhabdaceae. The transcript has 3 exons. Gene Ontology annotation, cellular component: nucleus. The record is from RefSeq and is a predicted model, not a curated record. Gene Ontology annotation, molecular function: protein binding.
AUCCGCAAUGACGGACAAAUGGCGGGGUUGGCUCUACACACAUUCGAGUGCAAGCGACGACGGAUGGAAGCGCGUGUGCAAGCUCUCCUCCUCCGCCACAUCGGCUGCCAUCCUUCCCGAGGAGAUACGAAUGGUCCUCUUCAAGCGCUCUGCGGUCGAGGAGAGAGAGCGUCGGUACCUGAGCGCGUUGGGGGAGCCGGUUCCCCACGAGAGGGAGCGCCUGCUUUCCUCGAACGGAUGGCACUCGUUCGAGCUCAGUGUGCGCACAGCCAAAGCCCGAGAGGCCGACUUGCGACGGCUGGUGCGGCUCGGCGCCUUCAUGGCUGAGCGCGGGCGUGUCGGUGUGCUCAAGCUUCCCGGAGGCGCCUCGGUCGUGAUGCACGAGAUUGCGACGGUCGAGCUGCCCCUCGAGGCUGGCGGCCCGGAAGUCGUGGUUCGCUGCGGCUUGGCGCUUGGCACCGCCUCCGCCAGCGCCGCCGCGGCCGAGCUCUCGCCUCCACCGCCCGACACAGCCACGGCCGCGGCGGAGAUUGAGGCGGUCGUCGCCGCGGCGCACGCCACUCUUGAGCCCCAGCCCGCCACCUCCAGCGCCGCCCUCCCCGCUACCUCCAGCGCCGCCACCUCUGGCACCGCCCUCAAGAACUCCGGCGCCGCCUCCAGCGCCGCCCUCUCCGAAGCAGCCGCGGCAGUCGCCGCCGCCGCCGGCCGAGUGCUCUGGUACUACAAGGAUGAGAGGCAGGCGGUCCAGGGCCCGUUCGAGGCCUCGCAACUGAACGAGUGGUUCGGAGCUCGGACGCUGCCUCCCUCGCUUCCGCUCCGCUCGUCGCGCCACCCUCCUGGCAUCUACACGCCCCUGCUCGCGCUGGUGCGGCGGCACGGAGGCAAGCCCCGCUUCGACGAGCCGCUGUACGAGCCGCCGCGCGAGCCUCUGAGCGCGGCGACGCGCGCGGCGCUCGAGGGCGCGCGCGUCUCGCGGGCGCACCUCGCUGCGGGGAGACGACCAGCCGCAGCGUGGCUUGAGCUCGAGCUGCGCAUCGGCGCUUCGUGCCGCUCCUUCCCGCUCGCGCACGCCUCAAAUGAGCCCUUUGCGAGGGAGGAGCUCGAGAAGUUUGCGGAGCAGGUGGCGCUGCCGAGUGAGGCGUUCUGUGCGGAGCGACGCCGAGCCAUCGCUUCCCUCGACGCGCGCUUCCGGGCGCUCCCGCCUGCCGCGCCGCCGCCCGCCGCCGCGCGGCCCGAGGAGGACUUCGACCAGGCCGCCGAUGACGCGUGGCAGUCCGAGGAGAAGGAGCGCGAGGAGCGCACGGCGGCGGCGGCGUUGGGUGGCGGCGGGGCGCAGGGCGGCGAGUUCGUCAUCGAGCCGAUCGACGAGGACGGCGAGGAGCGGCCGGCCGGAGUGGCGGCGCCGCCUGCUCAGGAGUCCACUUGCUGCCGGUGCGGCACUUUGCUCGACGACGAGGCGGGCGAGGUGGUGACGCCCUCCGUCGGGUGCGACGCCGGCGGCUGCACGCGCUGGGCGUGCCUGGCGUGCGCCGGCUUCAGGAGCGAGGCGGAGGCGGGGCGCGAGACGUGGUUCUGCCCACUGCACGCCCCGGCUCUGCCCGCCCCUCGCGCGCGCAACACGCUGCCCGCUGCCCUGGAGCCGAGGGUGGUGUCUGCGCCGAAGCCGGCGGGAGGGCUCGCAGAGAAGCGGCUGCGCGCCCUCGUCGCGCGGCUGUCCACACCUGGCGCGGCGGCGGAGCUCCUCCUCGCCGCCCUCGCCGAGCUCGGGCCCGUGCCAGUGACGGUCGAGCUGCUGCGCGCAACCGGCGUCGGCAGGGCAGUCAACGCCGUGCGAAAGGAGCACGAGGGGGGCGCAGUGGCAGAGGCGGCCACCGCGCUGCUGCAGCGCUGGCGCGGCCUCGCCCAGGCCAGGGCCGCGCUGGGGGCGGGCUCGAGCACCGACGCCGCCCGCAGCGGCUCCGACGCGGCGAGCGGGCCGGCGCGAGCCGAGCUGGCGCAGGCGAGGGCUGCAGCGCCGCGUUGGCGGGUCGACUUUGCCGACCCGGCGCCAGGAGGCUUGCGCGGACUCAUCGCGGCGGCGCUGCGCGGCGGGCCGCUGCGGCGCGACGCCGUCGUGCAGCGCGUCGGCGCCAUCGCCUCUGCUGCCGGGCUCGAGAGGCGGGCAGAGCGUUCCUCCGUGCUCGCCGCUCUCUCGCGCGAGCUGCGCCAGCCGUCCGCCUUCUGGGUGUCGAGCGGCUCUGGCGCCGAUGCAGUCUGGGCUCUGACGGAGGUCGCUGCGUCGGCCCCGCCACCGCCCGCCAUGCCGCCCGCCGCGCCGCCGCCCGCCGCACCGCCGCCCGCUGCGCCGCCGCCCGCCGCACCGCCGCCCGCCGCAUUUGCUUCGGCGGAAGAGGCUGCGGUCCCGGCCCCGAGUGGCGCGGGGAGCAGCCUGGCUCACGCACGGCGGGAGGCGAUGGAGAGGGCGGCGCAUGUGCUCGCCAACUCGAGGGCGCAGGUGCGGCGGCGUGCGCGGUACGAGCAGUUCACGAGCGCGCGGGCAGCGGCGGUGGCACGGGCGGAGGGUUCGGAGGGUUCCGAGACCGAGACGGAGGAGGAGGAGGGGGAGGGGGAGGAAGGGGGGGCAGGGAAAGGGGCGGUGGAGGUUGUGAGCGCGUCUCUCGUCGCGGUGGCGGGCGAGGCGAGCGCGACGCCGUCGGACGUCGUGUUUGCGGACGCCGAGGGCGAGCUUGGGAGCGGCGUCGAGGUGGUGUGCGAGGCCUGCACAGACUCGGAGGACGAGGAGGAGUGGGCGGACUCGGAGGACGAGCGCGCGGCCGUCGCCGCAGCCGCGCUCGGCAUGGGCCCACUCUCGGCACUUUUGCCGGGCGGUGGCGGCUCCGCAGGAGUGCAGGCGCACGACAUCGACGGCUGGCAGGAGAUGCCGCUCGGCAAGGCGCCGAGGAUCUACGACUCGCCCCGCUCACGCGAGGACUCGUCCCCGUCGUAUGAGCCGGGCUGAUGUGCGGUAUAACGGAUGAGCACAUAAGGUUCAGUUAACAACAC